Magnolia sinica is the source of this 1622-nucleotide messenger RNA. RefSeq names its product biotin synthase, mitochondrial. Gene Ontology annotation, molecular function: 2 iron, 2 sulfur cluster binding; biotin synthase activity. Gene Ontology annotation, biological process: biotin biosynthetic process. Lineage: Eukaryota; Viridiplantae; Streptophyta; Magnoliopsida; Magnoliales; Magnoliaceae. Bases 158 to 1282 code for a protein of 374 amino acids. Gene Ontology annotation, cellular component: mitochondrion. The record is from RefSeq and is a predicted model, not a curated record. The transcript has 6 exons.
UAGGAGCAGCUGAAUAUCCCCCUCGCUCAGUCGGCCAUUCUUCCCUCGCUUCGUUUCCGUUUUCGAUUCUCAUUCGCGAUUUCAGAGUUUUCUAGGGUUUCUUAUUUUCUGAGAUUUUCUGAAGAUUCUGCAGAGAAUUCUCGGUGAGAAAGAGACAAUGCUUGUGAUUCGAUCUCUUCGUUCUCGGCCACGGCUGCUGUGGAUCUUGCAUUCGUCUUCGUUUUCUUCUUCAGCUGCUGCCGUUGAAGCGGAGCGGACGAUUCUGGAAGGUCCGAGGCACGAUUGGAGCAGAAAUGAGAUUAAAUCGAUCUACGAAUCUCCCGUUCUCGAUCUCCUCUUUCAUGGAGCUCAAGUCCAUCGGCAUGUUCAUAAAUUUAGGGAAGUACAGCAGUGUACACUUCUAUCCAUUAAGACAGGUGGAUGUAGUGAAGAUUGUUCAUACUGCCCACAGUCCUCCAGGCAUAACACUGGAUUGAAAGCCCAAAAGCUCAUGAACAAGGAUGAUGUUCUGCAGGCAGCAUCGAAGGCAAAAGAGGCUGGUAGUACACGUUUUUGCAUGGGUGCUGCAUGGAGAGAUACAGUGGGCAGGAAGACCAACUUCAACCAGAUCCUUGAAUAUGUUAAGGAAAUAAGGGCUAUGGGCAUGGAGGUGUGCUGCACAUUGGGUAUGCUAGAGAAGCAACAAGCUGUGGAACUUAAAAAGGCGGGGCUGACAGCAUACAAUCAUAAUCUUGAUACCUCAAGAGAAUAUUAUCCAAAUAUCAUAACCACGAGAUCUUAUGAUGAACGGCUGGAAACUCUUCAAUUUGUUCGUGAAGCAGGAAUUAGCGUGUGCUCAGGAGGAAUUAUUGGGCUUGGAGAAGCAGAAGAGGACCGCAUCGGGUUGUUGCAUACGUUGGCGACACUUCCAACACACCCAGAGAGUGUUCCUAUCAAUGCAUUGGUUGCCGUCAAAGGGACGCCUCUUCAAGAUCAAAAGCCGGUUGAGAUAUGGGAAAUGAUUAGGAUGAUUGCAACUGCCCGUAUUGUGAUGCCGAAAGCGAUGGUCAGGCUGUCUGCUGGGAGGGUUCGGUUUUCCAUGCCUGAGCAGGCGAUGUGCUUUUUGGCCGGCGCCAACUCCAUCUUUACAGGAGAGAAGCUGUUGACGACCCCCAAUAAUGAUUUCGAUGUUGAUCAACAGAUGUUUAAGGUGCUUGGUCUGACUCCAAAAGCUCCAAGUUUUUCCUCUGAAGCAGUAGAUUUGGAGAUGGAAAGAUGCGAAGCAGCCUCUAGUUCGGGUUGAUUGAUUCAACCAGUGUGUGUUUUAAGUAGGAUGGCCCUUUUAUUGUUGUUUUGGAUGGUAAGUUAUUUUUAGCUUAUAUUCUUUGGAGGAUCCAUGCAUGUUAGUGUCCCACUUUUAUUGCGGCCGAAAGUCUUAAGAAGAGAGAUGGUCUUGACUGACGCUAUCUUUGGCUCUUCGCUGCAACACCCAUGGAUAUCUGUGCUGUCAUCCAUUGAUUUGCAUAGUUUGGUCCGCAUGAUGAGCGCAACGAUUUGAUUUUUGGCUAGGUCACUUUCUACUGUGGGUCCCACAAAUUGGAUGGAUUAAUUUCACUUGUAUACCAAGUUUACAAUUUGAAGCA